GUGCCUUCUCUAGCGUGCCGGAAUAAAAAAGUGUUUUCUUUUCCACAACUUUUUGCAAAUAUUUGCAUUUGAAGGCCUAAAAGUUGUGUUUCUUCGAGUAUUUUGGUGGCUCUUAGGCCACACACGCUGCAACCAUGUCCAACUGCAUAGAAAUUCCCUUGCAGGACACCGAUGAGGUGAUCGAAGUUGAUCCAGAGCAGCUUCCAGACUGUCCGGAGGUGCUGAGCAUUCUCAAGCAGGAGCGAGCCCCGCUACAUGUGUGGGUCAAUGUGGCGCUCGCGUACUACAAGCAAAAGAAGACUGAGGAUUUCGUCACUUUGCUGGAGGAAUCACGCAGCGAUGAGGCCAACAAGGAAUACCGGGACUCCGACAAGGACCUCAUGCGCGCCCUGGACAUGCUGGCUGCCCACUAUGUCCAGGAGGCGUAUCGCGAAAAGUCGAAGGAUAAGAAGCGUGAGCUGUUCAUGAAGGCCACGAAUCUAUACACCAGUGCGGACAAAAUCAUCAUGUACGACCAAAGCCAUCUGCUGGGCAGAGCCUACUUUUGCUUGCUCGAAGGAGAUAAAAUGGACCAGGCGGAUGCCCAGUUCAAUUUUGUCCUGAAUCAGUCUCCCUCCAAUAUUCCUUCGCUGCUGGGAAAAGCUUGCAUCGCCUUUAAUCGCAAAGACUACCGCGGAGCAAUGGCUUUUUACAAGAAGGCCCUGAGAACCAAUCCCAAUUGCCCGGCUAACGUAAGAAUCGGCAUGGCGCAUUGUUUCUUGAAAAUGGGAAAUCCAGAGAAGGCCAAACUGGCCUUUGAACGCGCUCUUCAGCUGGACCAGCAAUGUGUUGGCGCCCUAAUCGGCCUGGCCGUUCUGAAACUUAACCAACUUGAGCCGGAAUCCAACAAACUUGGCGUUCAGAUGCUUUCCAAGGCCUACACCAUCGACAAUGCCAAUCCCAUGGUACUCAACCAUUUGGCGAAUCACUUUUUCUUCAAAAAAGAUUACCAGAAGGUCCACCAUUUGGCACUGCACGCCUUCCACAAUACUGAAAACGAGGCAAUGAGAGCAGAGAGCUGCUACCAACUGGCCAGGAGCUUCCAUGCCCAAAGCGACUACGAUCAAGCCUUCCAAUAUUACUAUCAGUCUACUCAAAUAGCGCCAGCCAACUUUGUGUUGCCCCACUACGGCCUGGGACAAAUGUAUAUAUAUCGAGGGGACACCGAGAAUGCAGCUCAGUGCUUCGAAAAGGUUCUGAAGAUCCAACCGGGAAACUACGAAACUAUGAAGAUCCUCGGCUCCCUGUACGCCCACUCCAACUCGCAAACCAAGCGCGACAUGGCCAAAACUCACCUCAAGAAGGUCACUGAGCAGUUUCCCGAAGACAUUGAAGCCUGGAUAGAGCUUGCCCAGAUCCUUGAACAGAAUGAUCUGCAGGCCUCUUUGAAUGCCUACGGCACUGCCUCGAGCAUUCUCAGGGAAAAGGCCAAGUACGAGAUUCCCGCAGAAAUUCAAAACAAUGUGGCUUCUCUUCAUUACCGCUUGGGUAACCUGAAGAUGGCCAAGGAAACGUUGGAAUCGGCGUUGCAGCAUGCCACUUCAGAGAUGGACAAGGACGUGAAAUACUACGAGUCCAUUCAGGUGACCAUGAAGUACAAUCUAGCGCGUCUUAACGAGGCCAUGAGCAGCUACGAUGUGGCUGACAAGCUUUACAAGGAGAUCCUCAAGGAGCAUCCCAACUAUAUUGAUUGUUAUUUGAGGUUGGGCUGCAUGGCCAGGGACAAGGGUCUCAUUUUUGUGGCUUCUGAUUUCUUCAAGGAUGCGCUGAACAUUAAUAAUGAUAAUCCGGAUGCCAGAUCUUUGCUGGGUAACCUUCAUUUGGCGAAAAUGCAGUUCGCAUUGGGUCAGAAAAACUUUGAAACGAUCCUCAAGAAUCCGGCAACGUCUACUGAUGCCUAUUCGUUGAUUGCUUUGGGAAACUUCUCACUCCAAACACUUCAUCAGCCGAGCAGGGACAAGGAGAAGGAAAGAAAGCACCAAGAAAAGGCUUUAGCCAUCUUCAAGCAGGUUCUUCGCAACGAUCCUCGUAACAUUUGGGCUACAAACGGUAUUGGAGCUGUGCUGGCCCACAAGGGAUGUGUGAUCGAGGCGCGAGAUAUUUUCGCCCAGGUGCGUGAGGCCACCGCCGACUUCUGCGACGUUUGGCUGAACAUUGCCCACGUUUAUGUGGAACAGAAGCAGUACAUCAGCGCCAUUCAAAUGUACGAGAAUUGCAUGAAGAAGUUCUACAAACACAACAACGUGGAAGUAAUGCAGUACCUGGCCAGGGCAUAUCUCCGGGCUAACAAGUUAGUGGAGGCCAAAGCGGUGCUGCUUAAAGCACGUCGAGUAGCUCCACAGGACACUGUAUUACUAUUCAACAUUGCCGUGGUCUUGUCGCGAUUGGCAAUGGCGAUUCUAAAGGAUGAGAAGUCCACGCUUGAAGUUGUUCUACAGGCGGUCCAUGAACUCGAAUUGGCUCAAAAAUACUUCCAAUACCUAUCCGUGCAUGGCGACAAAAAUCGUUUCAACAUCGAGGUGGCCGGCAUUGAAGCAAGUACCUGCCAGGAUCUUCUAUCGCAGGCUCAAUAUCAUGUAGGUCGGGCCCGUCGCAUUGACGAGGAAGAGCGUUCUCUACGUCGUAAGCAGGAAGAGGAGCGCCAAGCCUUCAAGCUCAAGGUGGCUGAGCAGCGCAAGCGACGCGAAGAGGAGGCCAAAACCUCCAGGGACCAGCUGCUGGCUAAACGGCAGGAAUAUGUGGAGAAGACCAAGAAUAUUCUCAUAAUCGCCGAUGCUCCCGCAGAGAAGGAGCGUAAAAGGGGAGGCGGGCGGCCGCGAAAGGAUGACUACAUCUCUGGCACGGACAGCGACAAUGAAGGACCUCGCGAUGGCGAGCGUCCAACGAAGAAGAAAAGUAAAGCAGAACGCAAGAAGGGAAGCGGACGUAAGCGGAAGACUGAAAAGUAUGAAAGCGACAGCGAUGAGGAGCCGCGCUCCAGUGCCAAAUCUGGUAAAAAGAAGGGCGCUAAGGCCAAGGCGGCCAAGGAAUCGAAGGAAAAGCUGUCCGCCAAGCAGCGCCUCAAGAUUGUUUCCAAGGCGACCAUUUCCACCAGUGAAUCGGAGUCGGAAGGAAAGCGCAGCAGGAGUAGAAGUCGCAGCCGAAGCGGCAGUGGCUCGGGCAGCGGCAGCGAUCGUGGUGGAAGCCGCAAGGGCAGCAGGAGUAGAAGUCGCAGUGGCAGCCGUAGUCGCAGCAGGAGUGGUAGCAGAAGUGGAAGCGGAUCGGGGAGCGGCAGUGAUCGAGCUGCUAGCCGCAAACGCAGCAGAAGCAGGAGCGGCUCCGGAUCUGGAUCUGGAAGUGGCAGCGAUACUGCCACAAAGCGGAAGCGGGCCAAGAACCGCAUCGAAUCUGGUGGCGAAUCGGAGUCCGAUGGCAAACGCAGUAAGAGCAGAAGCCGUAGCCGUAGUCGUAGUCGUAGUCGUAGCCGAUCGAAAUCCGGCUCUCGAUCUCGUUCAAGUUCUCGCUCCAAAUCAGGAUCCCGUUCAAAAUCCAAGUCGCCAUCUCGUUCCCGGUCACGCUCUGGCAGCCGAAGUCGAUCUGGAUCACCGGAAAAUUAA
This is a messenger RNA of Drosophila bipectinata, 3635 nucleotides long. RefSeq names its product RNA polymerase-associated protein Ctr9 (gene Ctr9). Gene Ontology annotation, biological process: transcription elongation by RNA polymerase II; regulation of DNA-templated transcription. Gene Ontology annotation, molecular function: RNA polymerase II complex binding. Gene Ontology annotation, cellular component: Cdc73/Paf1 complex. Lineage: Eukaryota; Metazoa; Arthropoda; Insecta; Diptera; Drosophilidae. The record is from RefSeq and is a predicted model, not a curated record.